This is a messenger RNA of Zophobas morio, 932 nucleotides long. RefSeq lists its product as uncharacterized. Bases 177 to 917 code for a protein of 246 amino acids. The record is from RefSeq and is a predicted model, not a curated record. Lineage: Eukaryota; Metazoa; Arthropoda; Insecta; Coleoptera; Tenebrionidae. The transcript is spliced from 3 exons. Gene Ontology annotation, cellular component: membrane.
UGUCAUUUCGGGUCAAGUCAUCAAGGAUGGGCCAAAGUUAACAAUUGCUUAACACAAAAACUGUUUCCUGCUUGGUUUGAAUAUAUUUGUUUUAAACCUUUAGAGGGGACCCUUUUUCGUAUAAAUUGGUACUGGGUGACAAAAUUGACUAGUCAAGUGCGUGAAAACACGGCAAAAUGUACACCUUAAUUGUUAAGUGUUUGUUACUAUGCACCCUCUGCGUGAACGCGGUACCACAAUUUCGGGAAAAGUGCACUCUUGGUACCAAUAUCGACGAAUUUAUCAACUGCGUAUCGAUCCGGUCGCUCAAAGCUCUUGAUCAAGCACGACAGCGAGACAUUGUUUUGCUACCCGGAGUUGUUUUGAAACGCGACUCGGUGCAGCGAUCCGCCAAACAACUAAACUUCGAACUACCGCAAAACCUCACCGACAAAACUAAACUUCUGGACGCUCUGUAUUCAGCGUCCGCUCGUUUCAUUUCCGGACGAACUUUAAAAGUCGACCUUCCUUUGAAUAUUUCGUCCAAGAAUGUCGCCCGGACGUUUGAAGAAGGCCGCGCUAAAAUGAAGAAAAUGAUGGGAUCGCUGCUUCUGGGAUUCGGGACGCGGAUGAUGUCCAUGGUGCCCUUAAUGUUUGGCGGUCUUUUGUUCUUAACGACCAAAGCGCUGAUCGUUGGAAAAUUGGCGUUCAUCAUCUCUGCUCUACUUUUUAUUCAAAUGUUUUCUAACGGGAGAGGCCUUUUUUCCUACGGGGGGACGUACAACAUUCCGCCGACGUACGGAGUGCCCACUACUUAUGGUACUAAUUUUGGGACCAAUUUUGGGACUAAUACUUUGGGGGGAUGGGGCACGUCUGGGCAGUAUCCGUACGCUAGGUCUAUUGAUGUGGAGAGUGGUUCGAACGAAGGCACGGUUUAGAGAGGCGAUUAAAAU